Molecule: messenger RNA, 3795 nt
Organism: Quercus robur (English oak)
Lineage: Eukaryota; Viridiplantae; Streptophyta; Magnoliopsida; Fagales; Fagaceae
Exons: 9
Coding region: 281-3580 (1099 amino acids)
Cellular component (GO): nuclear pore
Source: RefSeq, a predicted model, not a curated record
UGGGUAGUCGGUACCAUUCACUCACAAGUCACAGCUCUUGAGCCUCUUCACUGUCUCUCUCUGUCUCUCUCUUUCUCUCUCACAGCUAAAUAUCUCUCUCUCUUUCAAAAAUGGUAAACCAUCGGAUUCAAAACGAACCGUUUUCGCUGUCUCUGACAUUGCUCCGAAUCUUUAGCUACUAACUUCACUGUGUGGGACAUUUGGUGCUUGUGACUAUACAUAUCUGAUCAGAUUGAAGUGGGAACUAUAACUAGGAAUUAUUCAACUUUUUUCUGAAAACAUGGUUCUAGGCUUGAGAGCAAAGAACCGGGGUGGCACCUCGGUUCAAAUCAAUUAUAUGAUCCAUGUUCAGGAGAUUAAGCCUUGGCCCCCAUCACAGUCGCUUAAAUCACUCCGUUCCGUCCUGAUUCAAUGGGAAAAUGGUGAUCGGAAUUCUGGUUCUACCAACCCUGUUGUACCAUCACUUGGGUCGGUUGUUGGUGAGGGAAAGAUUGAAUUCAAUGAGUCUUUUAGGCUGCCCGUGACUUUGUUUAGGGACAUGUCGGUCAAAGGUGGGGAUGGUGAUACAUUUCAGAAGAAUUGCUUGGAGUUUAACUUGUAUGAGCCCAGGAGGGAUAAGACCGUGAAGGGCCAGUUGUUGGCGACUGCCAUAAUAGAUUUGGCAGAGUAUGGUCUUGUGAAAGAGACCUUAAGCGUUAGUGCUCCAAUGAACUGCAAGAGGAACUAUAGGAACACGGAUCAACCGCUUUUGUUUAUCAAAAUUCAACCUGUUGAUAAGAAACGUACUAGUUCCUUGUCGAGGGACAACCAAUCGAGUGGGACGUUGCUGGAUAAUAAUGGUGGUGAAUCUGUUUCUGGCUUGAUGAAUGAAGAGUAUGCUGAGGAAGCUGAGAGUGCAUCUUUCACUGAUGAUGAUAUUUCGUCUCACUCAUCUCAGACGGUUUCUUCUGCUCUAGGCUCUAAUGGGGGCUUACAUCCUCAAAAUGAAGAGAAUGGACCAGACAUGGUGACACAUAGCAAUGGAGGGGGUAACAAGGAACAUGCCCUGGCUUCAAAACUGAAGCUUGAAAAAUCAAAUAUGAUGCCGCAUGUAGGAUCACAUGAAAAUCUAAAAAGGAGUUCAUCUUGCACAUCAUCAAUAGACUUAUCUUCUGAUCUGGGAAGCCCAGUAAAUGUUCCUGCUCCUAUAUUGAACUCACUUAACUCUAGUUCAAUGCCAAUACAACAAAAUGUUGCUUCUCAGGGUGCUCAGUCUUCCUCCUCAUCUUUGGUGUAUGAAAAUAUGGAGGAAGAUUCUGAUGCCAGCAUUAGAAGCAAUGACCAUGGGCAUUUGACUCAGGAAGUUCAUGAAAAGGUUGCUGAUAGCAUGAGUGCAGUUUUAAGCAAUGGUCAAAAGAGCAUCAAGAAAUGUAUAUCUAACAAUUUUUCUAUCAAGGUAUCAUCUCCAGACAAUAAUUCCCCGGUAGUUAAGAAGCUAGACUCCACUAGGUUUGGUGGUUCUCAAGUUAAUGGGAAAAAUGAUGGGAAAGGUCAGGAAAUUGGCAGGGAUCACAAAGAGGAGGCUGAAACCGGUGAUGAUACCUACGAUAGUGCUACAGAGGAUGAAAAGGAACCACAUGAAAAUGGAGAUGAAAUAAACAACUUGGAUGAGAAGAGGCAUUCUACAGAAGAUAAACCAUUACAUAUCGAAUAUGCUGCCAGAGUGCAAGUCUCUUUAGAAGGCGAUACAUUUUCUUUAAGCAGGGGAAAUCUUGGAAUGCAGAGCAACGUCCUUAAAAGUGACAGAUUAAAGAAUGUCAAGUCUGUUAGGUCAACAACAGAAAUAGCGAGGACCAAUGGAUCAGUAAGUAGUAAUCAGCAAACCGAAGUAAAGGAAGUAAGUGUACCUGGAGAUGCACUGCACAUUGCACGAAACCUCAGAAGCAAUGAUAAAAAAGAAUCUAAAGUUUAUCCAAAGGAUACCAGAAGUACCCUUUUAGACAGCAAAAUCCAGCAAUUGGAUCACAGAAUAAAGAAGCUUGAGGGAGAAUUAAGGGAAGUGGCUUCUAUUGAGGCUGCUCUUUAUUCAGUAGUUGCUGAGCAUGGAAGUUCCAUGAGUAAGGUCCACGCUCCAGCUCGGCGCCUUUCAAGGCUGUAUCUUCAUGCUAGUAGGGAAAAUUCUCUAUCAAAGAGGGCAUCUGCAGCCAGAAGUUCUGUUUCAGGACUAGUUUUGGUAGCAAAAGCAUGUGGAAAUGAUGUUCCGAGGUUGACAUUUUGGUUGUCCAAUUCUGUUGUGUUGAGAACAAUUAUAAGCCAAGCCACUGGGGACCUAAAGCUACCACUCUCUGCUGGAGCUUAUAUUGAAAGGAAUGGUGGGGUAAAGGGAAAUAACAAGGUAUCAUCCAUGCUAAAAUGGAAAGCAUCUUCUCCUGGAAGAGAAGAAAAUGGAAAAACUCUGUAUGGGAGUUUUGGCAAAUGGGAGGACCCACAUACAUUUACAUCUGCACUAGAAAAAAUAGAGGGUUGGAUCUUCUCCCGAAUCGUUGAGUCUAUCUGGUGGCAGACUCUGACUCCACAUAUGCAGUCUGCUGCUGCAACAGCAAUUCAUAAAGGUAUGGGUUCCAGCUCAAGUAAAAACUUUGGAAAGUCUAGUUCAGGUGAUCAAGAGCAAGGGGACAUUUCGUUAGACCUUUGGAAGCAGGCUUUCGGGGAUGCCUGUGAGAGACUUUGUCCUGUCCGAGCUGGAGGGCAUGAGUGCGGCUGCUUGCCUCUGAUGUCUAGAUUGAUAAUGGAGCAAUGCGUGGCAAGAUUAGAUGUGGCUAUGCUCAAUGCUAUUCUUCGUGAAUCUGCAGAUGAGAUCCCAACAGAUCCUGUAUCUGACCCCAUCAGUGAUUUGAAGGUUCUUCCUAUUCCAGCUGGGAAAUCAAGCUUUGGGGCUGGUGCACAACUGAAAAAUGCGAUUGGAAACUGGUCUAGAUAUCUGAGUGACUUAUUUGGUUUGGACGAUGAUGACUCACUUGAAGAUGUAAAUAACCAUGAUGACAAUGAUGAAAAAGAAGAAACAUACUUCAAGCCUUUCCAUAUCCUUAAUGCAUUGAGCGAUCUCAUGAUGCUUCCAAAGGACAUGCUUUUGAAUGAAUCCAUUAGGAAAGAGGUGUGCCCUACAUUUGGUGCGCCAUUGAUCAAGAGAGUUCUCGACAAUUUUGUUCCAGAUGAGUUUUGCCCAGACCCAAUUCCAGAUGCUGUGUGUGAAGCGCUGGACUCUGAGGAUCAUCUGGAGGAAGGGGAGAAGUCGCUGAUGAACUUCCCAUGCAUUGCAGCUCCUAUAGUCUAUUCACCACCUUUGGCAGCUUCUGUUGCAAAGAUUAUUGGAGAGGUUGGAAGCCAACCACACCUGAGAAGAAGUGGCUCCUCGGUGCUUAGGAAAUCGAACACCAGUGAUGAUGAGCUUGAUGAAUUGAAUUCACCCUUUGCUUCCAUGUUCAUUGAUGGUUCCCGUUCUUCACAAGUUCUAUCAAAACCCAGCUGGAUAUCAAAGGAAAAGGGCCAUCAAACUGUGAGAUAUGAACUCCUUCGUGACGUAUGGAUGAAUAGCGAUUAACUCAAUAUAUGUGUUACAGGUAUAUAUGUAGAAGUUAUCUCUUUGGAGUUGUAUGUUUGUACUCCGGUUUUGGUUUCACCGUCUUAGGUGUCAAUGACUGUAAAAAAAAGGAUUGUGGGGGGUGGGGGGGGGGGGGGGGGGGGGGGGAAGGGGUGUCAAUUGCAGUAGCAUAUAUGAUAUAAUAAAUUGGGGUGAGAGAGAAUUUCAGAAAAUAU